Molecule: messenger RNA, 1452 nt
Organism: Aureobasidium melanogenum CBS 110374
Lineage: Eukaryota; Fungi; Ascomycota; Dothideomycetes; Dothideales; Saccotheciaceae
Exons: 1
Source: RefSeq, a predicted model, not a curated record
AUGCAUGUCGACGCGUCUGCUCCUGUCUUGACUCUGUCGCCGCCCGCCCGUCCGCACCCCGCUCCCGCCGCACCCAUCUUGUCGCGUCCAAAGCAAUUUUCAUGGGACCCUACCGACGCCGCUCACCUUGGCCCUUCGCGCAUUACAAUCACUCGUCUCUACCAACGCGCUCCAAAAGCCCCGUAUCAUCACUUACAGCCACAACCUCGUCUCGCACAACCAGCUCUCCCAAAAUCCCCUGGUCCGAAGAAGAAGAAACGUUGUGUCACUCUCAAUCCUGGUCCUGACCCCUUCCACUCUCAAGACUCCUUCUCUGAGCCCAGCGACACCGAAGAUGCCGAUCCUGUCAUCCUCCAGGACUUGCGCUCCUCGUCUGCCCCUCCAGAAGACACCAACACCCCCGAACCUAUUUCCAAACCUAGAAUCUCAGAUGAUACUGCCAUCCUCCAUGCUUUCCUCAGCCGUGCCGCCGCAAGCAAAAGGCCCAUGGCCGCUCACAAACGCGAAUCCCUCGAAAACCGCAGAGACUCGGAUGUCGUGCGUCAUGCACUCGCCUCAACCGAUAAGCCCGAAGUCUUGACAGAUCUCGACCCGAACAGUCCUCCACUGCCUCCGAAGGAGUCUUCAGAUGAUACCAAGCAGGAAUUCGAGCAUAAGAAGGAGGAGCCUGCCGUUGAGUUGCCGUCAUCGACACCGACCAAAUCCAAGGCACCGAGACGGACGACACGUACACGCACACCAGUAGCCGCACCAAAGAAACCAGCCAAGAUCGCCAUUAGAAGUCAAGCCGAUCAUGUUGCGCUGAAGAGAACGGAAGCACAGGAGCUGGCUUUGCUCACGCGAUCAAAUACGCGCAAGAACAAGGGAAAGAGUAUCAUGCCUCAGGCCAGGCUUUUAAACCUUGGCGAAGAGGUCGUUCCGUUACAAGAUUCAACCGAAGAGCCGGCCGAGACGGUUGUGGCCGAAAAAGCGCAAAGUGGAAAGUCAGCAACACGCAGAGGUGUACAGUGGAACGAGAAUCUGACCCACGUACGAGAGUUCGAAUCAGAUUCACCCGACAGUCCGCCAAAGACAAAGGCUCGUACUUCAAGAGUGUCUGCCAGAGCCUUGGAGCCCUUUGUUCCUAUCACAUCUGCCGAGGAGCCUCUGGAGGAAGUGGUUUCAGAAGCUGCCGAGAUGGAUGCCGACACCACAGAGCCUGAAGCACUACAGGCAACCCAGCCACCAAGCGAGCCGACACCGCGUCCCAAAGCACUGCCUGUCAAGAGAAAGUCUCGAAUCGCGACUGCUGCGCGUUCUUCCAAGCUUGCUGUUCCCAAGCCAGUAUCCACAGCCCCACUACUACCGUCCGCAACAUCUGCACCGCAGUCCUCUGAGCCUCUGACCACCAGCUUGGGGACACCUAAAAAGCCGCCCACCCCGUUCACUGCACUAAAGGCUCCAUCCUUGUCU